Dovyalis caffra is the source of this 1254-nucleotide messenger RNA. The record is from the annotation of a GenBank genome assembly. NCBI's taxonomy places the organism in Eukaryota, Viridiplantae, Streptophyta, Magnoliopsida, Malpighiales, Salicaceae.
AUGGCUCUUAAAUCAGGUAGAAAGCUGCAACCCUCACGCUCCCGAAGAUCACAAAUUUUAAAAAACCCAAAAGCAGCUUUCGCAUUGGCUUUAAUUUUCAUGGAUGCCCUCCUCGUCGCUCUUAUUAUCGCCUAUGUUCCCUAUACCAAGAUUGAUUGGGACGCUUACAUGUCACAGGUGACUGGGUUUCUUGGAGGAGAAAGGGACUACACUAACUUGAAAGGCGAUACGGGGCCACUGGUUUAUCCUGCUGGUUUUCUAUAUGUUUACUCUGCCAUUCAGUAUAUUACGGGAGGGGAGGUUUAUCUUGCUCAGAUCUUGCUUGGCAUCUUAUACAUUAUAAACCUAUCUAUCAUCUUCUUCAUCUAUGUGAAAACUGAUGUGGUGCUGAUAGGUCUUUCACUGCAGUCACAAGAUGAUGAGCUUCCUUGGUGGGCUCUUAUCUUGCUUUCUCUCUCAAAAAGAGUGCACUCCAUCUUUGUUCUUCGUCUCUUCAAUGACUGCUUUGCAAUGACACUCCUCCAUGCUGCAUUGGCCACACUUCUCUACCAAAAGUGGCAUCUUGCACUGAUUCUUUUCAGUGGGGCUGUUUCAAUAAAGAUGAAUGUGCUCCUCUAUGCUCCUCCUUUGUUACUCCUCAUGUUGAAAGCUAUGAAUAUCUAUGGGGUGAUAUCGGCUUUGGCUUGUGCAACCCUAGUUCAGGUGCUGAACCUUUCCCUCUUUUGUUCUCAGGGACAUAUUAUGUCUGUAAACUUCAAAUUCAUUCCUGAACCAGUUUUUGUAUCAAAGCAAUUUGCAAUCUCUUUGCUGAUUGCUCACCUUGGGUUACUUGCAGCUUUUGCUCACUAUAAAUGGUGCAGGUGUGGAGUUUUGCUGGAAUGUCUAUCCUUCCAACAUCUAUUCAUCUGCUCUUCUUCUGUGUCUCCAUUUACUUAUACUCUGGGGUCUAUGGACGGACAUGAUUCCGAUGAUCCGAAGCAAAGCACUGCAGACAUGUCUGCUUUUGUGAGUCCAAAAUCUUCUUCUGCAGAUGGAUCUUGGUUUUUAGAUAUAUUGGGGUUCUUCUUUAUCAGAGAAUCAUCUCAUUUGGAUCUUUUAAUGCCAACUUUAGGAUCUUCCACUAUAGCAAGGUUUUGUGCCUUGUUAUAUAAUUUGGAGAAGAGCAUUGACGAGCUUAGAGCAGAAAUGGGAGUUGAGGGUUCUCCCUCUUCAUUAGCUCCAUCCAAGGGCAAGCCAGAGGAAGGUUCUUCCUAG